This is a messenger RNA of Lodderomyces orthopsilosis Co 90-125, 1065 nucleotides long. RefSeq names its product carboxylesterase-mitochondrial 37S ribosomal protein YmS2 (gene PPE1). Bases 1 to 1065 code for a protein of 354 amino acids. Gene Ontology annotation, biological process: protein demethylation. The record is from RefSeq and is a predicted model, not a curated record. The transcript has a single exon. Gene Ontology annotation, molecular function: protein methylesterase activity. Lineage: Eukaryota; Fungi; Ascomycota; Pichiomycetes; Serinales; Debaryomycetaceae.
AUGUCAGACUUACACAAGGCGCUAUUACAAAGAGUUAAGAAAAGAGAAUCUGAACUUGGUCUACUGCUGUUGGAGGAAGAAUCUGUGAGUGAUGAUACGAAAAAUGUAGUUGAAGAAGACACUAGUCAGAUUGAUCAAAAAAUUAUGAGGGAGUAUGAACAAUUCAAGUCGGACUACUUCAUUACAGAAGAAUAUUCUCAUGAACUGUCGACAAUAAAAACGUACUUUAUGAAAUCCAAGAAACCUGGACCGGUCUUGAUCUGUGGUCAUGGAGCUGGAUCAUCAUCAAUGACAUUUGCGGAAUUGUGCCGGAAUAUCACGGAUGAAACUAUUAGCGUGUUUUUGUAUGACAUGAGGGGACAUGGUGGCUCACGUGGAGAGCCCGAUUUCUCGCUAGAUAUGCUUGUUGAGGAUUUUCAUUUUAUCUUGGAGGAAUUUAAAUCAAGACACCAUCCAUUGGGUGUAUUCUUAUUGGGACAUUCAUUAGGAGGUGCCAUUUUUGCAAAGUAUGUGCAUACCCACCCACAAGAAGUCGUGAAGGGUUUGAUACUUUUGGAUAUUGUGGAAGAAACUGCCAUCACUUCGCUAAACGUCAUGCCUUUCUUUCUUGAAAAGCUACCUCGGUCAUUUCCCUCUAUAUCCAAGGCAAUUGGUUGGCAUAUGAAUUUCCUACUUUUCAAUGAAAAAUCUGCAAGGUUGAGCUUGCCAGAUAUAUUCAACUUAGACACGAUGACAUGGAAAACAGACUUGAAGCAGACCGAACCCUAUUGGAACACGUGGUUCAAUGGGUUGUCCAACAACUUCUUAAACUUUCCCAAAGCGAAGCUACUUAUAUUGGCGGCCCAUGAGACCUUGGACAAAGAGCUUAUUAUAGGACAGAUGCAAGGCAAAUAUGAGCUAGUUGUGUUCAACAAUAGUCAAAAAAGCGGCCAUUUUGUCCACGAGGAUUUGCCAAAACACGUUGCUAUUCGUGUUGAGGAGUUUAUAUGUAAGGUGUAUGCCCCUGAAAGGUAUAUGAGGGAUCAUCUCGGAGUUACACCAAAGUGGGGAGGGAAGGUUACAUAA